UCUUCUUGGGCUGUAUUUCCCUUGAGGGGGUGAGGACUGACAUUUUCUUCGCCAAAUAGCUCGAUUUGGGGCAGUUUCGCUUCACUCGCUGACUUGGAAAUGCAGAGAAGAAACGGGGCCUUUCUGCAAACUGGCGAGCUACUCUUUUAAAAAAAGCUUUUCGAGCGUCAAAGCUCCCUGCUCCAGACAAAAACAAAUUAAAUAGCAGUUUUAAAAUGGCUCAGAUCUUCCUUCUUACGCAUGUCUGACAAAGAGAGCUUCGUCUCUUGAAAGCUUGAGCCCUUCGGAGGAGGGCGGUAUACAAAUUAAAAAUUUAAUUCCAUUCCUGAAAUGUCUGUUAACCUGUAAGUUACUCCGGGACUCCACUGUUCUACUGCAGACCAAUACGGCUGCCCUCUGAAAUGUUAAAGAUAGACUUUAUUUAAUGCACGUGAACCUCGCAUUUCUCCUACCAAUGGAGCUCAAAGCGGCUUACGUUGUUCUCCAUUUGAACCUCUCAACAACUCUGUGAGGCUUGGAAUCUUUGAUAGAGUCAUCUAGAAGCUGAUUCUUCCCGAAUAUGUCAUGGCUAUUCAUUAGGAUGCUUUAGGCAAAGAUACUUCCUCAAGGCUGAUGGUGUAAAACUGCUUUUCUGGGCUGCAUUUGUUGAAAUACUUAGCACUUGACCAGACACGUGAUUUGUGCCAUGGAUCAAAACAACAGCUUGCCACCCUAUGCCCAGGGUUUAGCAUCCCCUCAGGGUGCAAUGACUCCUGGCAUCCCUAUUUUCAGUCCCAUGAUGCCUUAUGGCACGGGGCUCACCCCGCAGCCUGUUCAAAGUACCAAUAGUCUGUCUAUUCUGGAAGAGCAGCAGAGGCAGCAGCAGCAAGCAGCAGCACAGCAAUCCACGUCCCAGCAGGGAGCAUCUAGUCAGACGCCACAGCUCUUCCACUCUCAGACACUUACUACUGCUCCUUUGCCAGGAACCACGCCUCUCUACCCCUCUCCAAUGACUCCCAUGACCCCAAUUACUCCUGCUACACCUGCUUCUGAAAGCUCAGGGAUUGUACCACAGCUUCAGAAUAUUGUAUCUACAGUAAAUCUUGGCUGCAAACUGGACCUGAAAACCAUUGCCCUUCGUGCUCGAAAUGCUGAAUACAAUCCCAAGCGUUUUGCUGCUGUGAUUAUGAGAAUAAGAGAACCACGUACCACUGCACUUAUAUUCAGCUCUGGAAAAAUGGUGUGUACUGGGGCUAAAAGUGAGGAGCAGUCAAGAUUGGCUGCCAGAAAGUAUGCCAGAGUUGUGCAGAAGUUGGGCUUUCCAGCCAAAUUCUUGGAUUUUAAGAUUCAGAAUAUGGUGGGCAGUUGUGACGUGAAAUUCCCUAUCAGACUUGAGGGACUGGUACUUACUCACCAACAAUUUAGCAGUUACGAGCCAGAGCUUUUUCCUGGUUUAAUUUACAGAAUGAUCAAACCGAGAAUUGUCCUCCUUAUAUUUGUUUCUGGGAAGGUAGUUUUAACUGGUGCAAAAGUCAGAGCUGAAAUUUAUGAAGCAUUUGAAAAUAUAUAUCCUAUUUUAAAAGGAUUCAGAAAGACAACGUAACAGUACUUACCAAAGAAGCUGGCUCAUUUUAAAAGGUAUUGACUAUGGCACAGCAGUAAAAGGUGAAAGAUUUAUAGACUGCAACAGUCCAGACUUGGAGUGUUUUCCCAGUUAGUGCCUAUUCCCUGAUCUUUAUGGGAAGGGAAGUAUUUGUGUAUUAUGUCUGUACUGAGUUUCUGUGAGUUGCUUUAUUGGGGCUCUCUUUGGAGAAACAGUUGUUUAAUUUAUGCUUUAGUUUUUAAACAGUUUUAAUGUCUAAUUGUUUUAUUUGGAAAUCUCAUGCUGGCAAGUUGGUUCAAGAGAACACUAAACCAUAUUAUCCAAUAUUCAACGCUUUGAUUACAGUAUUAAGGUCUUUCAGCCACUGAUUUUACAAUCAACUUUUAAUUCAGCAUGUCUUGACCUACUUUGUGCCAGACAGACACAUUCCCAAUUUCCAAUGUUCAGCAGAGCAGGAAAAAAUUGCUAAUAAAACAGAUGACUAUUUGUUUUAGGAAACAAUCUUUUUUGAGUUUUAAAUGUAUAAGAAAUGUUGUUUAUAAACAUGGGGAUUUGAUUGGUCUAUGCUGCUGUUUGAUGUACUAAAUGCAUGCUUGUAGAAUGCUUAAAUGUAUUGAAAUGUUUUUUAUAAGCUUUUCUUAACAACCCAGUAUUAAAAUCAUGUGUUUGCCA
Sphaerodactylus townsendi is the source of this 2254-nucleotide messenger RNA. It is a transcript of the gene TBP, whose product is annotated as TATA-box binding protein. Gene Ontology annotation, molecular function: DNA binding; RNA polymerase II general transcription initiation factor activity. Bases 686 to 1582 code for a protein of 298 amino acids. NCBI's taxonomy places the organism in Eukaryota, Metazoa, Chordata, Lepidosauria, Squamata, Sphaerodactylidae. The record is from RefSeq and is a predicted model, not a curated record. Gene Ontology annotation, biological process: DNA-templated transcription initiation. The transcript is spliced from 8 exons.